AUGUGGUACAGUGAAUUCCUGGAACAACUGAGGAUUUCAAAUGGUAUCGACUCCACUCUGUCCAGCAAGGAGCUGGCUGGCAUGCUGGAGGAGGUGCAACAGAUGGUGGAGCAUAUGCAAAAGCAAAAUUGUAUGAUGCAGAGGAGGUUGGCUGAGAAUGAGCUCUCGGAAGCACAAAAACUCUUAGACUACAUCAUGAACAAUCUGACUAAUCAUCUGGAAAGUACCCAAGCUAAUGUUGAACGAAUAGCUCAAGACCUAAUGUCCUGGAACACUGGGCUUAAAGAGCUAGAGGAAGCACUGAAACAGGCAGAAAAAGCUAAUCAUCGGAUGAUGUUUGAGAACAAGCAGGAUGACAUCUUGUCUGAUCUGUCAAUGAUUAGAGGAAUACUGAGCGACACAGAGGAUCUUCAGAACAUGAUGAACAAUCUAAAAAAUGACUAUGCAAAUCUUGCAGCUGAAGUGGAUGGGGCAAAUUCACAGUUGAACCAGAGACUUGAUGAGCUUUCUAAAGCCACAGCCAUGGACAUUAUUGUCAGAAAGGCAGAGGAGCAUGCACAGGAGCUCAUGGAUCUUGCAAUGCAUUUUCAAAUGUCUCUUCUAAAUUUCACCAACACUUCAACUAUUCAUAAAGCAAUAGAUAUGAUCAAUGCUUUUGGAGACAUUAUUAACACUAUCAAAGAAGCUGAGGCAGCAGCUAAUAUAGCCAACAAAGCUGCAGAUCAUGCCUUAGCGGAUGUGAAAGCACAAGACCUAACAAAAAAGGCAGAAGAACAAAAGAAUUCUGCAAACAGCCUAGAUGACAAAGCUAAGGAAGCAGAAAAUAAUCUGAAAGUGGCUGCUGAAAAGUAUGAUACCAUUAAAGAGCACCUGGACAAGGCAAAGGGCAAAAAAAUGGAUAUGCAAAAAGAUAUCCAAACUCUCAAGGAUGAUCUAAACAUAAUCAACCGAGAUCAUAUUGGUGCCCUUCUGAAACAAGCUAAGGAUGCUGUCCAGGCUGCCAACAAAACAGUCAACAAUGAUACAGCACGUUUAAGCUCCAUUAGUAAGGAGCUGGACAAGAUCAAAAUACCCAGCGGUGACUCAAACGUGGACAACAUACUCAACAGCAUCAACAAAACAUGUGAGACUCUUCAGAUAUUCCAAAAAUUUACGGAUAUGCAAUAUAUACAAAAAUUGCUUCCUGUAAUAUUAUUAUAA
Messenger RNA from Ictalurus furcatus (blue catfish), 1200 nucleotides. Its product is annotated as laminin subunit alpha-3-like. Lineage: Eukaryota; Metazoa; Chordata; Actinopteri; Siluriformes; Ictaluridae. The transcript has 9 exons. Gene Ontology annotation, molecular function: signaling receptor binding. The record is from RefSeq and is a predicted model, not a curated record. The coding region runs from base 1 to 1200 and encodes 399 amino acids. Gene Ontology annotation, biological process: regulation of cell adhesion; regulation of cell migration; regulation of embryonic development.